Molecule: messenger RNA, 1142 nt
Organism: Mangifera indica (mango)
Lineage: Eukaryota; Viridiplantae; Streptophyta; Magnoliopsida; Sapindales; Anacardiaceae
Exons: 3
Coding region: 92-991 (299 amino acids)
Biological process (GO): transmembrane transport
Cellular component (GO): membrane
Molecular function (GO): transmembrane transporter activity
Source: RefSeq, a predicted model, not a curated record
GCCGGUGACAUAUCUUCAUCAUCUGUCGUUACAAACAAUCCAAUAUCAAAUCUAAAACAUUUCAAACAUCAUUUCCCACUCCAUCGCCGCCAUGGGUGCCGCUGUGGAAGAGAGAGAGAGUCAGAAGAAAGAAGAAGGAGAAGAAAGAGGAGAGAAUGGGAAGAGAAAACAGGAAGAAGAAGAAGAAGAAGAAGAGACAGUGAGAGAUGUGGAGAAAGGGGAGAUGGGUCAUGUGGAGUCUGUGGAAGAAAAGGUGGUCGAGAGAAAUGAUAAUGUUUAUGAUCUUAAUAACAAUAUUCCUGCUGAUCAAAGAGGGUUUAAUAUGUCAAUGUUACGAACGUUGAACCCAACAAAUCCUUUGAGGAUUGCCAUUAAUGGUGGCCGUACAAGAGUCGCCGCUCCUACAAGAGUUGCAGCUUCUAGAGUUGCUACUCCUCUUUCUCAGCCUCGCUCUACUCCAACACCAACCUCACAGAUAUCACCUACAACAUUGAAUUCAACAAGCUACACCAACAAGAUAUCUCUGUCUAUUUUUGUUCUUCACAUGGUGCUGGCUGUUGGGCUAGUGGGAUUUCUAAUAUUCAAGGGAAUUCAAGGCCUAUUAGUAGCAUCAGACUCUACUAAGAAAAAAGAGAAAAGGGUGUUAGAGUAUUUUCUACCUCAAGUUGAAGCUGCCUCUCUUUUAAGCAUCACUCUUGCUUUUGCUUGGCAAAAGGCUGUCAGGGUUUGGCCUCGAAUCACGGUUCAUUUCAUACUAUGGAGCUCGUUCUUCAUGUCACUUUCAGCUGUAAUUCUCCUAAUCUGCUUCCAAAAGCCUCCCACCGAUGGUGUUGGAGUUUGCUUCAUCGCCUUUGCAAUAGGGAAUGGCUUAUAUGCUUGCUGGGUUAACCAGAGAAUUGGGUUUUCUACUGAAGUUUUGAUUAAAUCAUUGCGACCCAUUUCAAAGUUCCCAGAUUUGAAUCAACCUACUUAUUGGACUUGGCACGAGUAGGAGAAGAGUCUCUCAUAGAGUCGACCCAAGCAUUGAGUUUGGUACCUCCUUCAUCAUCAAGUUUUUUCAAGAGCUUCUUUCGAGAUAUGGUGAUGUAGCCAGCAGGCGAUGGCUGUGAGAAUAGAGCAGAGUUGGACAAGGUGAGUGUAAU